Blumeria graminis f. sp. triticale is the source of this 252-nucleotide messenger RNA. The record is from the annotation of a GenBank genome assembly. NCBI's taxonomy places the organism in Eukaryota, Fungi, Ascomycota, Leotiomycetes, Helotiales, Erysiphaceae.
AUGGAACUAUCAUGGCUCGAAACUUCAGCUAGUGUUCACUAUCAAGGGGUAAAACUUUUUAACCGGAUUGAUAGAAAACGAUUAGGUCCGGCAUUCACCUCCUAUUUCAGGUAUUUCAAGAGGUUCAACCAACUGCUCUUAGGGAUCCUAAACCAAAAGCCGCCUACUACCAUCAACCCCGAGUUACAAAUGGCACAGACAUCUUUUCAAUCAGCUACCAAGACUAGUCUUCUAAAUCAGUUUCCUGCGUAG